Pseudomyrmex gracilis is the source of this 2952-nucleotide messenger RNA. Its product is annotated as NF-kappa-B essential modulator-like. Gene Ontology annotation, molecular function: K63-linked polyubiquitin modification-dependent protein binding. The coding region runs from base 275 to 2272 and encodes 665 amino acids. Gene Ontology annotation, cellular component: cytoplasm; nucleus. Gene Ontology annotation, biological process: regulation of canonical NF-kappaB signal transduction. The record is from RefSeq and is a predicted model, not a curated record. Lineage: Eukaryota; Metazoa; Arthropoda; Insecta; Hymenoptera; Formicidae. The transcript has 8 exons.
ACCAAACCAAACCCAAACCAAAGCACAACAGAGUUUUGAGUUUGUCCUGCGCACAUGCGGUUGUCGGCUGUCUCGCUAGAGAUCUUGAAGAAAAAAAUUUAAGAACAAAGUAUAUAUAUUUAAAGGACGGUCCUUUGAGCCACAUAUGCACCAAACCAAACUCAUUUAUAGGAUAAGUUCCACUUGCUGUUCGCAACACCCAUUAUUAAGUUUAAGAUUAAUCUCUACAUGAUUCUAUGAGGUAACUUGACAAUUUCAAUUGAAGUGUUACAAGAUGGAUUCGACUCAAGAUAACAAAAACGAAGAAAAAGAUGUGAAGAACAAUAUACCUUCAUUUAAAUUAAAUGAUCCAGUUACAGUUUUAAAUACAAGCUUAAUGACAACAAGUGAUAAUUUUACACCAAGUUGCAAUCAAGACAAUAGCAGUUUGUCAUUUGUAAUAUUAGGGAAAGAUUCAAUGGAUAUACAGGAUGCGGAGGCCCAAGCUUCCUUGUUAGCCUCUUAUGUUGAUAUUCGCCAGAAAAGCAUGUCCAUUGAUUACAAAUCGAUGAUUUCGUCAAUGAAUGCAGAGGAGAUGCAACAAAGACUUACCGAAAUAUUGCAGGAAAAUGUAAAACUGAAAGAAACAUUGAAACAGAACAAUGUCUUUUUGAUGGAAAAUUUCACUAAGUUGAUGUCGUGGCAAGAGGAAGUAACAAAAGUUCACGAUAGCCAUAAGCAGAAAUUUGCAGAAACAAAAGAAUUAAUUAAACAUCUCAAGAAAGAAAAUGCCGAGCUGAAAACAAAACUUGCACAUUUACAGUGUACUGACAGCAUGGGAUUUGAGGCAAUCAAUAGAUCCAAUAGUCUCACACUUUCUCAUGCUUCCCAAGCGGAAGAACUUGAGCAAAGCUUAUCAAAAUUUGGUGAGAUAACACUAAAAGAUUGUAGCUACAUAACAUCUAAGCAAGCUGAGGAGGAACAGCCACAUAACAAACUGGAAUCAAAUGUAGAGAAAGAAUCGCACGCGACAAACAAAUUGAGUUGCAGUGAAAUUGUCACAGAAAUUCCAGAAAGUCAGACAUGCUCAGAAGCAUGUUUUGCAAAGGAUAAAAAAAUUGUUGACUUGCAGAAAUCCGUUGCUAUACUUGAACAAAAAUUGCAAUGUACUUUUACUCCGGUUCAAUUACCAGAUUUGACGAAUUUGUCGAUACCCAGUCGUCAAAAAAUCACACAAAUUACGAAGCAAUAUAACAAUAUAGUACAAGAACUAACGGAAUGUUUUACGGCACAGAUAGAACGCUUUAAUGUUAUAGAACAAGUUUUAAAAGAGAGUGCUGAUGUACUUACAAUACUUGAUGAUAGUAAAUUAGAAGUACAGCUUAACGAUUAUAAACAAAAGCUGUGCUAUUGUCGCCAACGGUUAGCCGACGAGCAAGUAAAAAUCAUCACAGAUAGACAGACUUUGAUUAAAUCACAAAAUCAAUUUCACAAGAUGCUUUCGGAAUAUAAAUCCAUUCUUUACGAACUGGAAUUAAUGAUUAAUGAGAAUGCAAAAUUGGAAAUUUUGAAAGAUAACACGAUGCGCGAAAGUUUGCAAAUAUCAGAGAAGAUAGAGCGCAUCAACCUCGAGGAGCGAUUGUUGCAGGAAGAAAGAAGCACUUUCGCACAAGAGAAAGACAUUUUGAAGGAAGAAAAAAUGUUACUCGAACAACAAAAACAGAGCUUGGAAACGGAGCGAGAGUCGUUUUACAACGAAAAGAAACUUCUGGCGCAAGAGAAAAUCGGGUUGAACGAGGAGAAAAUGUCUUUGGAUCAGCAAAGUUACUUGUACGAAAAUUCAAAACAAAUGUUGGAACAAGAGAAAAAGUUAUUGACUUCCCGUUUCCAGGACUUAGUAGACAAGGCGGAUAAAAUGCAACAAGAACUCGAAAGAACAAAUAACCAAUUUGCGAUAGCUUUAGAGCAAAUUACACAACGUACGGAAGAAAUUGUUGUGUUGAAAUCGCAAUUAAAGUUGUACGAAGAAGAUUUCGACCAGGAAAGAAAAUUAAAAGAAUCGCUGUUGGAAGAGAAAAAUAAAUUAGAAAAAGAAUUGCAAAAGCAAGUGGAAUUUAAUAAACAAUUACAACAAAAAGUUAAUGGGCCGAUUCUUCGUAGACAUCCUAAUGCGUCAAACUCAUUUGAAGACGAAAAUACUUCCUCGACGAAGUUUCAAUUGUGUCCAAAGUGCGAGAUGAAAUUUUUGAAUUUGCCGAGUUUGCUGAAUCACAUUGCUGAUUGUAUAGAUUGAUAUGUCUUGAUCAAAAAAUCAAAAGUAAGUUUUUGUGCCAAAGAGUGAACUUUUACACAAUGGAACUGUUAAAAUCGCGCAACAACACAUUCUCACAAUGCUCAGGUUUUGUCCACGUGCAAUUACAAUGCCUAUUGACGUCUGUCAAGUUUUUGUUCCACGAGUUAUCAAGCAUUCGUUCUGCCUGAAUCGUCGCGAAUUCGAUGAGACCAGUCGCGCGCACAUGUUCUCGCACGAUGCGGUUUGAUUUGUUAAAUCUAUUCCUAAUUGCCCGUCGUCAGUCGAUAGUUGAUAGUUGCAAUGUAUCCAGGUGGACAUCUACGUAGAAGACUAUUUUCAGUUCAAAUAGGUUUUAAUUGUAUGUUUUAACAUUAGAAUGGCUUCAAUGAACAAAACUACAUCCCAUAACGGCGCUUCUCUGACACUGUAAAAUAUGUGUAUAUAUACACACAUAUGUAUAUACAUAUAUACAUAGAUUAAAAAAAUAUAUAUUUUAAAAAAAGUAUUAACAAUAGUAUUGUAAUUAAUGAAGACGUGUAUAGACAAAUACAGAAAAAUCAACAUGCUGAAACAGUUGUCUAUUAAUUUUUACGAUUUGAUUUCUAUACAAGCCGAAUGUUACACACAAUGUAAUUGUAUAAAAAUUCAAUUUAUUAAUAAAUUUAACAUUUUAAUCGUCA